Messenger RNA from Henningerozyma blattae CBS 6284, 324 nucleotides. RefSeq lists its product as uncharacterized. The record is from RefSeq and is a predicted model, not a curated record. The coding region runs from base 1 to 324 and encodes 107 amino acids. Lineage: Eukaryota; Fungi; Ascomycota; Saccharomycetes; Saccharomycetales; Saccharomycetaceae. The transcript has a single exon.
AUGAGCGUGGCUAAGCCUAAAUUAGUGAUUCCAAUACCAGAUACUCGAUUUGAAAGCACAUUUAGAAGGAAAUUGGAUAAAGAAUUGAAUAAGAAUAAUGUUAAUAGUAAUAGUAUAAUCAAAGAUGAAAGAGUUAGAAAACUAUUAUGUUUAGGGAAAGUGAUUUGCCGAGAUGUGAUAUUUAUGCCAUUUGUUCAAGGUAUGUUUAUGUGUGGAGCAUUCAUUUUAAUUAAACCAUGGCUAUUAAAAUUAUUAAGAAAUGGCAAGAAUAUAGGGCGUAAUUUUGUUGAACUCUUUGGUGGACAAAGAAGAGUACGUGAUUAA